This is a messenger RNA of Amaranthus tricolor (Joseph's coat), 1803 nucleotides long. Its product is annotated as glycosyl hydrolase 5 family protein-like. The transcript has 4 exons. The record is from RefSeq and is a predicted model, not a curated record. Gene Ontology annotation, molecular function: hydrolase activity, hydrolyzing O-glycosyl compounds. Lineage: Eukaryota; Viridiplantae; Streptophyta; Magnoliopsida; Caryophyllales; Amaranthaceae. The coding region runs from base 1 to 1599 and encodes 532 amino acids.
AUGAAGAGAAAAACAUUGGUUACAAAGUACUCCAUCGUCACCAUUGUUUCAAUAAUUAUCUCUGUUUAUCUUCCAUCAACCGCUGUUUUGUGGACGAAUUCCCGAUGGAUCGUCGACGAGAAGGGACAGCGGGUGAAGCUAGCGUGUGUAAAUUGGGAGUCACACCUAGAAUUAGUAGUAGCAGAAGGUCUUAAUAAACAGCCAAUUGAUGUUAUAUCAAACAAGAUUAAAGACAUGGGUUUUAAUUGUGUUAGGCUAACAUGGCCUCUUGAAUUAGCUACUAAUCACUCCUUGGCUUCUCUUACUGUUACACAAUCUUAUGAAAAUGCCGGUCUUUGUACUUCCAUUCCUGAUUUACAAGCUAAUAAUCCUUCCAUUCUUCAUCUCUCCCUCUUAAGUGCUUUCAAGGCAGUGGUCGCAAGCCUUGGAAAAAACAAAAUAAGGGUGAUUCUUGACAACCAUGUAAGUAAACCAGGGUGGUGUUGUAGUAAAUCGGAUGGCAAUGGCUUCUUUGGAGACCAAUAUUUCAACCCUCAAGAUUGGAUCAAUGGCUUGACUAAAAUGGCUACUCUUUUUCUAGACAAUCCAUAUGUUGUUGGCAUGAGUUUAAGGAAUGAACUUCGUGGACCAAGGCAAAAUACCAAGGAUUGGUAUAGGUACAUGCAAAGAGGGGUAGAAGCAGUGCACGAAGCCAACCCAAAUAUACUAGUCAUUCUCUCCGGCCUAACCUUCGACACAGACUUAAGCUUCCUCAAAACACAACCACUAAAACUAAGUUUCACCGGAAAAUUAGUGUAUGAGGUGCAUCAAUAUUGGUUUUCGACGGGUUCGCUAUGGGAAGAUGUCAAUGCAAACCAAGCUUGUGGAAUCAUGAAGAACAAACUUAUAAAAAAGGCUGGGUUUUUACUUGAUCAAGGUUUCCCUUUGUUUGUAAGUGAAUGGGGAACAGACAUGAAAGGAACAAGUUUAAGUGAAAAUAAGUACUUAAAUUGUUUCCUUACUUGGGUAGCUGAAUAUGACUUAGAUUGGUCGUUAUGGACUUUGGUAGGAAGCUAUGCUUUCACUAAUGGUGUAGUUGGGAUGGACGAGAGAUAUGGAUUGUUGAAUUCCAAUUGGACUGGUGUUCGUAACAAUACCUUUUUGCAAAGGAUUUCUGUUAUUCAAUCUCCUCGUCAAGGGCCAUCAGCAAUAUUAGCCGAGAAUCGGAAGAUAAUAUAUCACCCAUUAACAGGAAAGUGCAUCCUAAGAAAGUCAAUUAUGGGAGUUAACCUUGGAAAUUGCUCAGAAUCAAACCAUUGGAGUUACACUCCCCAAAAGACUUUGAUCAUUGAGUAUUCAUAUUUCUGUUUAAAGGCACAAGGGAUGAACCGUCCUGCAAGGCUCAGUAUCAUUUGUCCGGGUACAGGAACAAUAUGGGCACCCAUUUCAGAUUCGGAGCUCCAUUUGGCUGUUACUUUGAGUGACAACACUACAGCUUGCUUAGAUGUUGAUUCUGGUAAUAAUCUUAUUACAACAACAUGCAAGUGUUUGAGUAAAGACAAUGGGUGUGAUCCUGGAUCUCAGUGGUUUACGUUGGUUGAUGCUUACAAAUAUUAUUAGAAGGAAAAUAUAUACUCAUAUGUAAUAUUAUCUUCUUUUUUCUAAAUAAUUAAUUAGUAAUAUAAUAAAAUAAUAAACGUUUAAGAUUGCAGAAUUGUAGUAGAUGAUUUCAAAAUCAUAAAAUUUCUGUUAAUUAACGAUCGAUUCGUGAUAUGUCAUUGCCCUUUGGCAUGGAUGUUGUAGGAAAUUGUGAAGUAUGGUACU